AUGUGGUCAAAAUUUGUUGGCCAACUUAAGAAUUCAAAUCCAAUAUUUGGUGCAACACCCUCUGUAACAUCGACAACACCUUUAAAGAUUACUGAGCGACUUUCAAGGAAAUCCAGUGUUGGCUCGCAAAAAGAUCCACGCGUAACUGAGGCUAGACGAAAGAGUAGUCUAUUAUACGGUGUUGCACCAGGCAGUGAAGUUUUUGUGCAAGAAAAGCUAUUGGAGAAACGGCUUUCACGCAAAAUCAUUAGAGUCUCUGCUGAGCAGCAACAAGAAUUAUGUUCACUUUUUCAACAAUGGCAGAACGCUUUGGAUGAGAAGGAGCGUAGUGUUCUCCUAAUUGCAUCAUCGCGUAAAUUUUUUGAAAAUUAUGUUGACGCUCCUGAAAUGGUUGGAGAGAG
This is a messenger RNA of Scutellospora calospora, 401 nucleotides long. Lineage: Eukaryota; Fungi; Glomeromycota; Glomeromycetes; Diversisporales; Gigasporaceae. The record is from the annotation of a GenBank genome assembly.